AUGGUGGCAUUUGGUGAUUUGAAGUCAGAUAGUGGUUUGAAGAAACUGGAUGAAUUCUUGCUGACAAGAAGUUACAUAUCUGGGUUCCAACCAACUCAGGCUGACGUUAGCACUUAUACAGCUGUCGGCAAGUUACCAUCAACAAAUUUUGUCAAUGUAUUACGCUGGUACAAGCAUAUUGAUUCAUUUGGCGCUGAACGAAAACAAUUCCCAGCUGCAUCAGAAGGUGGUGAUGUAGAACCACAAGCUAAGCCUGUCGCUGCUUCUGCUCCUGCUGCCGCCGCAAACGAUGAUGACGCCGACGACUUGUUCGGUUCCGAUGAUGAUGAAGAGUUCGAAAAGUUAAGGCAAGAACGUCAAGCUGCCUAUGAGGCGAAAAAAGCCAACAAGCCAGUUGUUAUAGCAAAAUCCACCAUAGUCUUAGAUGUUAAACCAUGGGAUGAUGAAACUGAUAUGGCUGAAGUUGAGAAAGCUGUUCGUAGUAUCGAGAAGGAUGGAUUGGUGUGGGGUGCUUCAAAACUGGUUCCUUUAGCUUACGGUAUCAAGAAGUUGCAGAUUGGCUGUGUCGUCGAAGAUGAUAAGGUCGGAACUGAUUUCUUAGAAGAAGAGAUCACGAAGUUUGAAGAUCUUGUACAGUCAGUCGACAUUGCUGCCUUCAACAAGCUUUAA
Molecule: messenger RNA, 669 nt
Organism: Trichobilharzia regenti
Lineage: Eukaryota; Metazoa; Platyhelminthes; Trematoda; Strigeidida; Schistosomatidae
Source: the annotation of a GenBank genome assembly